Molecule: messenger RNA, 2320 nt
Organism: Scatophagus argus
Lineage: Eukaryota; Metazoa; Chordata; Actinopteri; Scatophagidae
Product: tomoregulin-1-like
Exons: 10
Coding region: 678-1727 (349 amino acids)
Molecular function (GO): protein binding
Source: RefSeq, a predicted model, not a curated record
AGUCCCGGUCCGACCGACCGACCGACCUACCGACCGACCGCAUCCGCCCGUCCUGCCCGGCGCCCACUCGCUCCGCUUCGGCCUGGAUGCUGUAGGGAGCCCCUUCACUUUGUCUACCUGGAGCUUUGUGUCCGCGGAGCUCCGCGCUUCUCCCCGCCGGUUUGAGUGCGAGGCAGCGGGGCUGGGGGAUGGAGGCUCAGUCCGGGCUGUGAGCAGACUGGUUUUAGGGGGGUGGGGGGUCGGUGCGUGAAGCCCCGGGCCCUGCUUCGCUUUGUUGUCCUGGGCUUGGUUUAGCAGCCCCUGCAGCCGGUCCUCUCAUUGUGCAGGUUUCUCCCAGGUUUCAGCAUGAAGGAGUUUUUGGACGCAGGAGGACAACACACGGAGAACGUUAGGAUUUAAGGCUGCUGCUGUUCUUCUGUUUCCGCGCCGUGGUUUCCUAUUGAAGGGUUUUAUUUGAAGGACGUUUCCCCCCCCCCCCUCUCUCUCUCUCUUUUUCCCUUUUUUAAAUCGAUUUUCUUUUGGGUCCCUCUGUCUGUCCCUACACUUCUGUCUUCAUUUAUCUCUCCAUUCCUCUCUUCCUCCCCCUCUUAACCUCCAUUUAUCUCCCCUCAUCUUGGACCUCUCAGUCUCUCCCCUCCAUCCCUCUCUCUCUCUCUCCAUUUAUUGCUUCCUCCAUCAUGGCUCCGGUGUUCAAGUUCUCCUGGUCCUGCUGUCUGCUGGUCCUGCUGGUGGUCCCCGCCAUCCGGAGCUCGUUUCCCCGCAGCGGUUCGGACUGUGGUCCCGGGAAGGCCACUGACUGUCCAGAUCUGUCAGAGAAGAAGAGCGACCUGCGCGUGUGCGACGCCGGCACGUGUCGCUUCGGAGGAACCUGCCGCGAGAACGGAGCCGACAUCAAGUGUGUCUGCCUGUUCCACUGUCCUAAGAAGUACGUCCCCGUGUGCGGGUCCAACGGAGACACGUACCAGAACGAGUGCUUCCUGAGGAGAGCCGCCUGCAAGAAGCAGCGAGCGAUCAGCGUCCUGUCGGAGGGGCCCUGUUACCACGACGGUGGUUCAGGAUCAGCUGACGGAGAUGACGAAGGUUCUGGUCGCGGUAAAAAGGUCUCGAAAUGUGGAAACUGCAAGUUUGGAGCUGAGUGUGACGAAGACUCUGAGGAUGUGCUUUGCAUGUGUAACAUUGUGUGUAAUGGCCACAACGACAACCCGGUGUGCGGCAGCGACGGCGUCACCUACGACACGCCCUGCCACGUCCGAGAGGCUUCCUGUCUCAAGCAGCUGAAGAUCGACAUCAAACACGUUGGCCGUUGCCAAGAUAAGAGCAGGAAGGACGACAGCGUCAAGACCAAACCGGACGUCUAUGCUGUGUCCAAGUCUGGCGAGGGGGAGGAGUUUGAGGACAGCCCCGCCCCCUGUCCUGAAAACUAUGCCCAGUUCUGUGAACAUGGCCACUGUGAGAUGAGACACAACCUGCCCACCUGCAGGUGUGAGGCGGCGUACGGUGGUCCCCAGUGCGAUCAGCUGCUGGACUUCAACAUCCUGUACGUGGUGCCCAGCGGUCAGAAGCUACACUACGUCCUCAUCGCCGCCAUCAUCGGAGCCGUUCAGAUCGCCGUCAUCGUAGCUGUGGUCAUGUGCUUCACCAGGAGGUGCAACAAGACGAAGCGUGGGCGGAGGCAGAAGCAGCACCUCGGUCACUUCCCGUCGGGAACGUCCUCCAGGAUGAUGUAGCUGCUCCUCCUCCUCUUCUUUUUCUUUCUCUUCUCAUGUUUUUAUGAAAUACAAGAAGUCUAAAUAUUUGGUACCACACAGACGGACUGCAGUUUUGAUAUCUCGACUUUUUGGUGCCUCUUUUUUUUUAACCCCCUAUUUUUUAAAAUAAUUUUUCUUAAAGGGGCCUUAUUUUGCAGAUUUUCCGCCACGUUUGCUCUCUGGUUUCCUGUCUGGACGGGUUCGUCUCUCGGAGACGUCCGGUUGGGUUUGACACUGUGAAACACUGCGGAUCCUCCGGCAGGAGACUCAAACGUUGUUUAUCUGAUUGUAUGCUCGCUUUGGACCGUCCACACACAGAUUGUCUCUCUUUGUUUGGACCCUGUGGGACGCAGGUUGAGUUAAAGGGAUGUUUUUAACCUUCAGUCAGGAUCAGGUCUGAAAUAAAACCACUACUGAACACUUGAUGUUGAAUUUGAGACGCGCCGUCCACCUGAAUUAUUUCCAGUGUUUUCUUAGGAUUCACUAAAAUCUCAUGUCUGGUUAAACAAAAUGAAAUGUAGCUGCUGAAAUGGAAUUGGGAUUAAAAUUCAGGUUUUAAAGGAGCAGUUCAC